UCAGCCGAGUGGAACUGCUGCGGCUGCCGGAGAGAUAGGCAGAGAGGCAGAGAGGCUGUGGUGAACAGACGCUGGGUCAGAGCGCUCAGUUGCUUCAGACAAUCACAGGGGAGCGAGAGACAGACAGGAAAAGAGACACAGAGAGAGACCACAUAGAAAGAUAGAUUGAAAAGAGAGAAAAGGGAGGGAGAGACAGGGGAGGGAGGUAAAUAUGUGACAGGAUGUGGUUUCCCUGAGCUUGCAGAACAUCGUUAUACAGGCAUACUUUGAGCAUGACCUAAACACACCGAGCUUACAAGUGUGUUUGAGCUCCGUUAGGUGGCAAGGGGGAAGACGAAGCAAACCGCUGGAGCUGCUGCUGCUGCUGAGUCUGUAGACGCUCUGGUUUCUCUGUUGCCUGCCGGAGGAUUGGGUUUCCUUUAAGCCAGCGAGCUCCACAACAACCUCAGUCAGUGUAUCGGACAGGAUCUCAGCCCGUCCUCCGUCCUGCUUCCAAGUAGAAUGCGUUUCUCUGCUGGAAGCUCUGAUCCAGUUGCUGCCUUCGUGUCCAAGCAGUGAACUUUUCAACGUGAUUUGUGAAACAGGGUCCGUGAACAGAGAGACAGACACACUGUGGAGCCAUGGGCUGCGGGCUGCGUAAGAUGAAGCCGAUGUCGGAGGAGAAUAGUCCGGGGAAGAUUUACUCCACCCUGAAGAGACCACAGGUGGAGACGAAGGUGGGCGUGGCCUACACCUACCGCUACCUGGAUUUCCUCAUUGGCAAAGAUGGUGGGACGUCCACGCUGCGUCUCUCGUCGGUGCGGGAGCUGCCCGACCAGCUGCAGGAGCUUUACCAGCAGGGUUUUGUUUUGGCAUCUUUUCACCCGUUCAUCCAGCCGUGUGGUCCAGAGUCCAACAGCCCGCAGCACCAGCUCUACCGGGCCAUACUGAUCCGACUCAACGACGGGGUGGAAAGGAGCCAGCCUAUCUGCCCGCCAUACAAACUACAGCUGGAAGAGUGUCUGUCUGCUGAGCAGGUGCCCACCGCAGAGCUCAUCCAGGGCUACGUCAAGAAGCAAAUCCAGGAUGCGGCUGACCAGGGGGUGAUGUUCGUGGGAUUUGUCCAGGAACCCUAUGGGGCCCCAUGCACCAGGAUCAGAGAACCAGACACCCCCUCCUUUUCCCUGCACUCCAGCCCCAGCUCUGUGCUCGGUUCCCUGGGCAGCUGUAGCCCCUCGAACCCCUCAAGCCCCAUUAACCACGCAGCAGCUGGAGCUGAAGCCGAUGCAGUGGACAAAGAGGCCAAUGAGGAGGCUUCAUGCGAGGCUGGGGAAGGAGCACCGGGUGGGGAGAAGAAUCAUGGUGAGAACACUGGGAACCAUUCAGGGAGCGGGGUGGAGGGCAGUCAGGGCAUGGUCUCGCCUGUGGCGUCUCCAAUACCAAAGGAAGAUCUGGAGCAGAGUGAGGAGCUGACGGAGGAGGAGUCACCGUGUCACAAUAACAACAAAGACAGAGAUGCAAAGGAGAGGCCAAGAUACCGCCUGCGGAGGGGUGACGGAGUGGAACUGCUCGCUUUGUACAACCACCCACCAGUCCGAGAGGGCCAGGUGAAGUACUACACUGUAAAGGUGCCACUGCGGGUUCAAAACUGUGAUGAGGGGGUCAAAGGCGUGGAGGCCAACUGGCUGGAUCACAUGACCCAUCACUUCAACAAUGGAGCCUCACUAGUCGAUGGAUACUUCCACCUGGGCAACGUGAACGAUAUGCUGCCUAAGUCGGUGGAAAGUGUCUUCAUCUUCCAGGAGGCGAGCGAGGGCGAGCCGAACGUGGCAACCCCGACAUACGAUGCCAUCGUGGUGGAGCAAUGGACUGUCAUUAAUGGUUUGCAGGUGAAGGCAGAUUAUGUUCCUCUGCUACAGUCCCUGGCCACGUAUGGAUGGAGGCUCACCUGUGUGCUGCCAACACCUGUAAUCAAGACUAACAGUGAUGGAAGUUUGUCCACCAAACAGAUUGUUUUCCUGCAGAGACCCGUCUUGGGCCGAAAGAGGAGGGAAUCAAAGAAAUUGAUCUUCAAGCCCCGAAGCAAGUCCAACAAGAACUGCAUCAAAGACACGGCAAAGAACAAGAAGAAGAAGAAAACAAAAACUGAGAAGGAUGCGGAGGAUCCUAAGAUUCUUGAUGACAGAGAAACGGUUGAGAAAGAGGAAGAGGAGAAGAGUAAGGAUGAAAAAGGGAACGCAACAGAUGUAGAGGCAGCAAGAGAAAGUGAGACCUCGAAAGAAAGGGAAAUGAGGUGUGAAGAAAAUAGAAUGAUUGAUGAUGGGAUUGAAAUCAGCAUAGAGACUGUUGAAAAGAAAGAUGGAGGAGCAGAGAGAGAGGACAAGGGAGCAGAAAGCCGCACAGAAGAAGAGGGAGAAGAAAAGAUAACACUGGAUGAAGAGGGAACAAAAGAGAACGGAGAGCCUUUCGAAAACGGAGAGGUCCAGGAAGCGACGGAAAUCGUUGUGACUGUCGAAACACAGAGCGAGACCAAAGAAAAGGAUGAGGGCGUAGCAGAAGUCGUAAUCGAAAACGGGGUCGAGACGGAUGAGGAGAAAGACAAGGGCGAAGAGAUUGCGAUCAAGCGCAAGACAGAAGAACCAGCAGGCGUGGAGGUCAAUGCCAAGGAGAUCGUGGCAGAUUCACAGGCUACGCCGACUAAUCAAAGCCCAGAGGAGACUCUGGAGUAACCCCAAGAAGUCCAAGUCAAGGUUUUUCCCCACCCUACCUCUCUAUUCCCCAUCUUAAGAACUGGUUCACAGUGUCGUCCCUGAUCCAAAUUAAAGGGGCUUCGAUCCCCAUCGCUGCAGCAUUCUCCAAACCUACCAUCUUUCAUAGACAAUUCCCCCGCAACCUGCCAUAUUGUAGCUACAGAGCGAUUUCAUGUAACUGCAGACAUCAGCCCUACUGUAUAACCACGCAUACUGAAUGUAUAUAUCCAUAACAGGAGAUGUUGUUGCAGAAUAAUGUGGAGACACUGGAAUAUCUGGAUGAGGAUCGACAGGGGGUUGAAUAUUUUGAACGAUGCCAUGAUCAGAUUGGGAGCGUUUUCCUGUUUCUUAAUUAAAAUGAGAAACAGUUUAAAGGCCUGGUCACAUCGG
Messenger RNA from Perca flavescens (yellow perch), 3119 nucleotides. It is a transcript of the gene rftn1b, whose product is annotated as raftlin, lipid raft linker 1b. The record is from RefSeq and is a predicted model, not a curated record. Lineage: Eukaryota; Metazoa; Chordata; Actinopteri; Perciformes; Percidae. The coding region runs from base 621 to 2708 and encodes 695 amino acids. The transcript is spliced from 10 exons.